UUAGACUUUACAGGAGAAUGCCGAGGAGGCCAAAAAGACAACCCACGUGAGGCUCAGUGUGAGGGGUCAGAGUUGACAGCAGCCUGGCGCUGUGUAGACAGACAGCAGUUAGCAGCCUGCUAGCUACAUGUGGAGCCGAGAGAAUACCUCGGGAGAUCAGCCGCGCACGAACUCAACACAAAUCACCCUUUCACCAUUAAAUACACCCAACGUACGUCGCACAUAGAACAAGGACUAACUUCUUUUCGCUAUGAAAGGCCGGAUCGAGCUGGGGGAUGUGACUCCCCACAACAUCAAACAGCUGAAGAGACUGAACCAGGUGAUAUUCCCCGUCAGCUACAACGACAAGUUCUACAAAGACGUCCUGGAGGUGGGAGAGCUCGCCAAGCUAGCAUACUUCAAUGACAUUGCGGUGGGCGCCGUGUGCUGCCGGGUCGACCACUCGCAGAACCAGAAGAGGCUCUACAUUAUGACGCUCGGCUGUCUCGCACCGUAUAGGAGACUGGGAAUAGGAACGAAGAUGCUGAACCAUGUAUUGAAUAUAUGUGAGAAGGACGGCACUUUCGAUAACAUCUACCUUCACGUGCAGAUCAGUAAUGAGUCGGCGAUCGACUUCUACCAGAAGUUUGGCUUCGAGAUCAUCGAGACCAAGAAGAACUACUACAAGAGAAUCGAGCCGGCCGACGCCCACGUCCUGCAGAAGAGCCUGCGCAGCCCCAGCAGCGCGCCGCUACCGCCCCCUAGUGGAGACCUCCAGAAGGCUGACUAGAGACGCACAGGCUCACACCCAACGCAAUGCUCAAGAGACCGCCUGUAAUGGGCGCUAAGGCCUCAAUGGUCGUUAAUGUCCGUUAACGCUCGUUAAUGGUUGUUAAAGCUCGUUGAUGGUUGUUAAAGCUCGUUAAUGGUUGUUAAUGUACCUCUGGCGUCACAUACUGAUGUGUUGGGUGUGAGACUGUGUCGUCUAGAGGCCCAACGAGCGGAUCCUAGCCCAGCCAAGUGGACAGACGGACAAGACAGACAGACGGAUGGAUGAAACAUGCUCUUGCCCCACCCCCCUCCCCUAAAGGAACUGAGACAACGAGGCCCAGAUCAAGUCCCUUUUUUUUCUUUUUCUUUUUGUUUUUCUUCCUCCUCUCCUUUUUCUUCGGUUAGGUUAUAUAAAAAAAUGGCAAAGUGGAAUUGUUUAAGAGUCCAGACUGCUUGCUCUCGAAGAGGCUGCUGAUUUUUUUGAGCGUUGAGACAUGGUGAAGGUUUCUGUGUUUUACAAGGCGUGCUGUUUUGUGUGUUCUUUUUUAAAAAAAAAACAAAAAGACAAAUGUUGACUUGUGGUGAAAGGGGGACGGUUUUGGUUUUGCCGUUGUGGACACACGGUGGAACUUAACAGAGAAGGGAACAUCUUCAGAACAUCUAGGACGACCAAUCAGCGAAGAAGAAGGAAGACGUCCCCCUUUUUCCCCCUCCCUCUCUCUCAGAUGGUAACCUUGGAAUGAUGCUUUCGAGUCGUCAUGGAGAACUCCAUCCCUUGGCCUUGCCUCCCCUCGGCACCUGAGCCAAUAGGACACUGGGGGAACUGCGGAGUUAGUGCUGCCUGGCAGUCGAGACUUCCUGCUUUUCUCGGCAGCGAGCAGCAGUGUGAGAGCACGUCGCCAGAUGCAGCGAGAUCUCUCUCUCUUUCUCUGCACGGCGAGGUUGACGCAAGAGCAGGAGGACUAGGGAUUGGGGGUGUGGGGGGUGUCGCGCAGCACAGCGCAACACAUGCAGAAAGCCCGCCUCCAGAAAAAGGAAAGGUGUUUUUUUUGUUCUGUUUUUUUUUUUUUUUUUUAAGUGGGAGAUUGAUUGAUUGUUUGAAAAGAUUUCACUGUGGGGGAAAUUUGGGAGGAGCCUCCCUGCUCGAUUUGAAUGUUUUGGUUUCUCUCUUCUGCCCAUUAUUUAAUUCCCCUCAAGAGUUUUAUUUUGAAUUUGUUACGAUGAUGAUGCUGAGAGGCUCCAGGUUUCUCUGGCGGUUUGGUGGAACUUAACACUGCAGGUCAGAUGCCAUAGAUAUGGGCACUAGAUGCUUGCUAGCACCUCAUAGCGAUACACAGAUACGAAUGCUAGAUUCUAAUGUGGUCAACGAUGUAUGUAGUGUUCAUGUCUAUGGAGUGGUCAGUGCGGCAUAUAGUGUUUAUAUCUAUGGUUAGAUGGUUAGAGGGGAAAAAAUCAAACAAGAUCAAAUCACAGCAUGUAGCUGUCGUGGAGAAAGAUCAAACUUGGCCCCUCCCUAGCCUUACAACUAAAUAUACCUUGAGUUUCCAAUGGAAAAAUGUGAGGCAGCUGAGUGUGUGGGAGUAUGCAGGAAUGCCAGUGUGAAGUAUUCUCUGGUAUAGACACUGUAACACAGUUGACCCCAGAACCUUCCCUGGUAUUUUAAGAACAUGGUUUCGUGAUAAACCUGGCCAAGUUAGCUAAUCUAUUGAAAGUGAUAAACCUGCUAAUGGAUGUCUACAGGUGUCGUUUUUAGUUAAGACAUUGAGGACUCUUCAUUAGCUGUUUUACCACUCAGGCCCAGGUGACGUUAAACUGCUGCCUGUGCUACUCCUGAAUCUCCUUCUUGGAUCACCCCAGGUGUCCAUUGGGCAGGCCUGCUGAUGGCUUUGACUGGGCCCAGGGUAAAGUAAUCUAACCCCCAUCCAAAUAAAAACAAUGAUAAUGAAUAAUGAGUACACAAUUCUGCACCUGCACAAUUCUCUCACAUACCCCCCCGUCGGCUCCCUUGACAGUGUGCAUCAUAUUCUGGUGUGGGGUCGCCACGAGACUGCUGCCUUCUAGAACAGGACUUUGUGUGUGUGUAUGUGUGCGUGUGUGUUGUAUUUCCAGCUCUGUGUGAGUUGAGUAUAAAUUUGAUAUUUUCUUCUCUGCUCACUGGCAGCUUAAAUCUCUCCCGCCCACACUCUGCACCUUGCACUGUUGCUGUGGCGUUUAUUGAUGCCCAUGUCCACCUGAAAUGCAUUGUGGGGGUGUAGCAGGUGGUACCACACUGUAAACAAAUAGGUUCCUUAAAGACCAUUCGGUUGAAUGUGGGGAGGUGGGGCAUCUUGAAAGUUCUCAGAGUAACCUUAAAAGUUCCUGGAAGAACCCCGAGGCUCAUUAAAGAACCUUAAGUGGCUCAAAUAACUUUUCGACUCCUUAGUUCUCAGAGGAGCCUUUGGAACCACAGGGUUCAUACAAGAACCAAUUUGUCACAUAUUGAUUCCUCUGAAAACUUUUAGGUUCUCUGUGGGUCAACUGAGGGUUCUUGAAGGAACUUAAAUUAAAUUAAUUUUUGCAGUUCAUGAGGGUUCUUGUGAAGAACCAGGGCCAGAGCACCAGACCUCCCAGAGAAGCCUUGAACCCUGUGCAUGCACGGAGAGGAGAGGUCGGCCCUCUCCAACGUAGUCAAAGCAUGUCCCUCCCCCCCCCUUUCUUUGAAGAAUUUUAUCUGUUUCUGGAGCUCUAUAUUGUAAGACUUUUAAACCUCUAAAUAAAGGAAAUACUAUUUGCAGUAA
Messenger RNA from Engraulis encrasicolus (European anchovy), 3527 nucleotides. RefSeq names its product N-alpha-acetyltransferase 50, NatE catalytic subunit (gene naa50). The transcript is spliced from 5 exons. Gene Ontology annotation, cellular component: NatA complex. Bases 251 to 769 code for a protein of 172 amino acids. The record is from RefSeq and is a predicted model, not a curated record. NCBI's taxonomy places the organism in Eukaryota, Metazoa, Chordata, Actinopteri, Clupeiformes, Engraulidae. Gene Ontology annotation, biological process: mitotic sister chromatid cohesion. Gene Ontology annotation, molecular function: N-acetyltransferase activity.